UGUAGCACAAUGAUCUUCUUUGAAGGAUACAUCAUUGUAUGGGAAGCUGGGUGUGCACACAUCUUGGGAAUGUAAUUCUCUCUGUUCUUGCAAUGUGCCAUUUAUUCUGUGAAGAUGGGGCAAUGCAGCUUUUGAAAUCAGAAGCGCACUUAACAUUUGGUUUGAUGAAGAGGAGAAAAGUUACGAUCUAGCAGGUCAUCCCUAGAAUGCAUCCUUUAAAAACCAGGCUUGCUCAGUUGUUGAUACACAGAUGUGUUCCUUGAAGUAGCCAUGAAGACUUUGACUGCAUGUCUCCUUGUCGGGCUUUUAGCCCUUUGGAUGGAAUUUCCCUCAACAAUUGCAGUGAGAAUUCCACGAGGUUCAGUGGCAUACAGUGCCACAGAGACCAGUGACUUCAUUAGGGAGGUACAGAGGUUGUGGCCCACACCAGGUGAUGCCAUCAGAGGGGUUGACCCAACCAUGGGAGUAAACAGAGUUCAGUGGGAAGCUCUGCAGCAGAAAAAGGCUGUAGGAGGGCAUCAGAGCCCUCAAAGAUCUGCAGCCAAGAUCUACAGGCUCACACUGGUUCCUGAGGUCAUCAUGAAGAGACUGACGGCUUUCCUCCUUGUGGGUCUUCUAGUCUUUGAGGUAGAAUUACCUUCCACCACUUGUUACAGAGUUCCAUUAGAGUUUUCUCGUUUUUGCCAUGGAAAUCCAUUUUAUUGCUCUAUACCAGGAAUAAUCCGUCGCUGCAGACAUGACUAUGACUGCCCACAAAACCUAAGAUGUUGUAACUAUCGUUGUGGCAGAAGCUGCAGAAUGCCACUGCCGCCGCCACCACCACCACCACCACCACCUCCAAUGAUGCCUUGGAAUUGCCAACGAUUUCCGCAUAGCUGCCCUGUCCCCGGGAUACAUCGUUGUGGUCAUGACCGUGACUGUCCAGGAAGACAACGAUGCUGUUACCACAAUUGUGCCAGGGGCUGCAGAUAAGGAAACAACUUUCUAUCCAACUGAAUAUUGAUACCAUCUUUUUCUGGAUCUUCUCAUCUCAGUUUCAGAAACUGAAGAACAUGCAUGAACAGAAAAGGAGCUCCCUUUUGUCUUAAAUAUUUGCAGUUAGACUUCUGGGGGAUUUUUUUUUGCAUGGGCUAUAUACGUAUCUUUUAUAUAAAUUACACAUAUCAAAUAUUAAUGAUAAACAAUCAUGCUGUUGUUGUGACAUCCCAUGUAGAAGGCAAGAUUUACAGCAAAAUUCCUCUCAAGAUACUUUUUUGAGCUGAAUUUGUUCUAGCUUGCUAGUUGGGGCUUCUGAAAGUUGGGGUCCACAAAAAUAAUAUUUUUAAACUCUGAAAUAGGGAUGUUGGAAUUUUCACAAAAAUGAAAAUCUUUCAGGAUCCAUUUUAACCUUUCCUUCUUGUUUGCUUCUUCUUUUUCCACAAUACCUAAAAGAAGGAAGGGAAGACAAUUAUAUUCAAAUGGUUGCCUAUUGUAAGGCUGCUCCUAGUCCCCUUCAUGGUGAGAAGGGCAGGGUAUAAAUACAGUAAAUAAAUGCAUUAUAUUUAGGCACAUUGUUGCAUAAUAUAUAUACAAUGCACUA
This is a messenger RNA of Anolis sagrei ordinatus, 1579 nucleotides long. The record is from RefSeq and is a predicted model, not a curated record. NCBI's taxonomy places the organism in Eukaryota, Metazoa, Chordata, Lepidosauria, Squamata, Anolidae.